AUCGAUUCGUUUGAGAGAACGAAGAUACUAGGUCGCAAACAUGCUGAAAGACAGGAUCAAAUACGCCAUGGGCCAUUUGUCCCACAAACAGUACGUUUCUCUAUUGGCGAAGCCUAACUGGCGACGAAUUCAAACGAGGAACGUGCAUAUUCUGGCGGAUCCUUACGGCAUUCGGCGGUCAGCGUUGAGGGGGCGCGCCUCGAAGAGAAUCAAAGCGAUGGCGCGACCGAAACACGUUACCAAAAAACACGAUCCAACGGAAGUACCAGCACCGUACGCGCGGAUCCAUCCGAAAACGCUCGCGGCCAAAGCCACGAAACGCAUCCAGGACUUGGCGCUCCCUACAAAGAGAUUGCUGUUGGCGAACAUGCGGAUCUUCCCCAGUAGCAGCGGCAACAUAGCCGAGACACUCUGGAAGGUUCAGAACUCACGGUAUCGGAGAUAUCGAUUCUUCUGCAACGCCAGGCAACAGCGAGAGAUGAGGAAGAAGCAAAAGAUAAUGGCGAAAUUGCGUCGGGCGAUCAAGCCGGAACAGUGGGAUCAACACGUGGAGUUGCUGGAGAUACUGGCCGCUCCCAAGGUCCCGCCCAAGCCUAGAUUCCCUAGAAAGAGGAGAUGGCGGCCGGUGAACAUGCGGAGGAUCGAGGAACUGUCGACGCCGGUGACGAGGGAGAUGCCACGUGCCAGGGACCCGUUCAAAGUCGCCAGAACCGCACUCACAUACAAGAUCAGCAAACGUACACAGAAGAUCGCGUACUCGAAGACGAUGGCGGAGAUUACACCGCCGCGGAUCCUCGGCGCGGUUUCACCGGCGGCGCUGAGGGCCGUAGCUUCUCCGAGGACGGUGACCCUGGCGAAGCCAGUCGAAAGGCCCGCAGGCAUAGAAACGGACCUCCGAGAAGACGCGUUCACCGUUUCGCCGAUGGCGUUAAAGGCCAAGUGCUCGAAGCGACUAAAAUUUCUCGCCAGACCCAAGAGGAGGAGGUGAGCUCCAAAUUGGCAGUGAUCGCCCCCUUGGGGACAAUCGCGCAUGACUUUCUUUUUCUCCGUUCUAAUGUCA
This is a messenger RNA of Frieseomelitta varia, 1060 nucleotides long. RefSeq lists its product as uncharacterized. The transcript is spliced from 7 exons. NCBI's taxonomy places the organism in Eukaryota, Metazoa, Arthropoda, Insecta, Hymenoptera, Apidae. The record is from RefSeq and is a predicted model, not a curated record. Bases 41 to 988 code for a protein of 315 amino acids.